Dromaius novaehollandiae (emu) is the source of this 1901-nucleotide messenger RNA. It is a transcript of the gene SRPX, whose product is annotated as sushi repeat containing protein X-linked. The transcript is spliced from 10 exons. The record is from RefSeq and is a predicted model, not a curated record. Gene Ontology annotation, biological process: phagolysosome assembly. Bases 168 to 1532 code for a protein of 454 amino acids. Lineage: Eukaryota; Metazoa; Chordata; Aves; Casuariiformes; Dromaiidae.
CCCCUCGGCCGGGCGCCGGGGGCGGAGCGGGGCGGCCCCGGGAGGAGGAGGAGGAGUUUGCCGCGGAGCCCGGGAGCCUGCUCCGAGGAUGUCUCCGUCCCACUCCUCCUCCUCCUCCUCCUGCCCCUUUGCCGCGCAGCCGGGGAGGGCCGCCGCCGCCGCGCACCAUGGGGAGCUGCUGGCUGCGCCUCGCCGCGCUGCUGGCCCUGGGCGCCUGCCGCAGCCUGGCGUACGAGGGAUCGGGAUAUUCACCCCUUGAAGAUGACGAAGAUGUGUAUGCACGCAAUAGAUAUAAAGAAACACCAUGGUGCUCUCCAAUUAAGGUGAAACAUGGUUAUGCAAACUGCAGGACACCUCAAGGGGAAUAUUAUAAGAAUGUGUUGGGUACAAGAUGUGACAUUCGUUGUCAGAAAGGCUAUGAACUGCAUGGCCCGCAUCAGCUAAUUUGUCAGUCAAGCAAACGCUGGUCUGGGAAAGUGUUGUGCAAACAAAAGCGCUGCCCGACACUGUCCAUGCCAACCAAUGGAGGGUUCAAGUGUUUAGACGGUGCUUACUUUGGCUCCAGGUGUGAAUACUACUGUUCGCCAGGGUACCAGCUGAAAGGCGACCGUAUAGUGACGUGCAUGGACAACAAAGUCUGGAGCGGCCGGCCAGCUUCCUGCGUUGAUACAGAACCACCGAGAAUCCAGUGCCCGAGUGUGAAGGAGAAAACCGCAGAGCCAAAUAAGCUGACAGCCAGAGUGUUCUGGGACACCCCUGAGGGAAGGGACACUGCUGAUGGGAUUUUGACAGAUGUUAUUUUGAAAGGCCUGCCACCAGGGUCACAUUUUCCAGAAGGUGACCACAAAAUCCAAUAUACUGUAUAUGACAGAGCUGAAAACAAAGGCACUUGCAAAUUUCUUGUUAAAGUCAGAGUCAGGCGCUGUGUGAAAUUAAACGCCCCAGAUAAUGGCUACAUCAAGUGUUCAGGUGAUGGAAAUAACUAUGGUGCUACAUGUGAGUUUUCCUGCAUCGGUGGCUACGAGCUGCAAGGAAGCCCAGCUAGAGUAUGCCAGUACAAUUUGGGGUGGUCAGGAGUGGAGCCAACCUGUGCACCCAUGAAUAUUAAUGUGAACGUAAGGACUGCAGCUGCACUUCUGGAUCAAUUUUAUGAGAAACGGAGAUUGCUAAUUAUUUCAACUCCUACUGCAGCCAACUUCUUUUACAGGAUGCAGUUGGGAAUGUUGCAGCCAGCACAGUGUGGUUUAGACCUUCGACAUGUUACAGUAGUUGAAUUGGUGGGUGUAUUCCCAGCACAGAUAGGACGAAUUGGUGUAAAGCUGCUGCCCCCAUCACUUGCACUGCAACUCAGACUGUUGCUGCGAAUCCCCCAUUAUAACUUCAACAUUGUGGUGAUGGACAAGCACGGAAUGGACAAGGAACGCUACCCUUUCCCAGCAACACCAGCUGAGCUCUUUGCACUUAUUGACAAUUUUCCCUUGAGGAAAGAAGAGAUGAAACUGCAAGCAGAAAUUGGCCAGUCAUGUCCUUAAUUCAGAAUUGCAGGGCUUUCAUUUGUCGGUGAAUUUUUUUAUCCACAUAAUUCUCCCCUUGGUGCUACACAAAGCAUGGCCUUUUUCAAUCACUGAUGUACAGAUUUUUUUUGUGUGUAUUGUUAAGUCUGUCUUGUUGUGUAGCUAUUCGGCAUAGACAUAUGCAUGAUGCUUUUUUUGUACUUUCAGCCAUCUUUAAAGAAAUUUCUAUGUAGAAUUAUUAUCCAGUGGAAUUGCUUGUACAGACAAUGAAGAACUGAGGCACGUCUCCAGGAGUUUAUUUUGGAUUUUUCAUUCAGUGUAAAAUUGGAGUUUCUUUCUUACUGUUUUUAAGUCUUUUUAUUAAUAAAAUAUUGUUUUGCAAACAGA